CAAAGUUCUCUCUUUCCCCUGUCUUCCUCCAUCUUGCACUUCUCUCAAUUUAAUCUUAAAUCCACUCCAAUUUCCCUCAAGGGACGUGAUUCUCUCUCUUCCUGUAAGUAUUCUCUUUCAUUCUCUGACUUUUAUUCUCUCUGUGUUUUCAGUGCCUGCUUGUGUCCCACUGUGAAAUAAUGCCUGAGCAGGAGCCGAAAUCUCAAUCAAUUUCCUCGUGUUUGAUUGUAUUCACAAGCUAGAGGCCUUCCUUUAGACACUUAGGAUUGUAAACAAGUGAGGUGUGUGUGCAUUUGUGGGAUUGUGACUGAGCUGAUUCAGUAUGCAACACGUCAGCUUUUGCAAAGAACGUGUGUGUAUGUGUAUGUGUGUGUUUGUCUGAUCCCUUCAAACAGGCUUCCUUUGGGUGUUCUGUGGCCGGCCGGUCCAAAUCAAUAUUGUUAAUAGGUUGUGUGACUGUGUAUGUGUGUGUCUGCAUAUGUGCACUAAUGCAGCUUAUGUAGAUUCACAGCUUUCAUUGUUUGCUUCUUUUUGUGCAUGACACAUUUUGUGGUCUUCCUGUUUUGUACAAUGCUGUGUGAGUUCAUGUUUGUCCAGCAAAAUCAGAGUCUCUCUGGCUCCAACUAAAUAUUUCCAGGGGGAUCUGUCUCACUCAUGCAAGCUUCUCUCACCCCUUCCCUCUUUUUCUUCCUCUCCUCUCAAAGCACCCUCAUCUAAUUCUCUGUGUCGUUUGUUGUGUGUCUGUGGGUGGUUCUUUGUGACUCAAUGUAUGAUUAUGACAGACUGUCUAUUGGGAGGCCCGAGCAGCUCUCUGCAGUCUGCCUGUAGGUCUUUGCGUCUCUAGUUCCCCCUCAAUCUAUCUCCACUGUGCUUUGUGUGUCUCUAUCAAUAUCGGCUGGUGUCUAUCAGUGGAUUAACAAGCAUCUGUCCCCCUCUCUCCCCUGUUUCCUCCUCUGCUCCUCCCAACAGUGAGAGACAGAAGGAGAGGGGUCCAUUCCUCCUGGCAGAGCGACACCAGGAAAUUCCUCUCUCUCUCUAUCUCUCUCUCGCUCUCUCUCGCUCUCUCUCUGCAUCAGCUUCUCCAUCCUCUCCUCCGCCAUGACACUGCUGGCCUCCGAGAGGUCUCUCCUCAUCCGGAACAAGUUCCGCUCAGGUGAGGCUCCUUCAGGUCUUGAGUUGCACCAAUUAAAGAAAGAAGGAUUUGUUUUCGCACAAUGGUGGCUUUACAUCUUCUCAAUAAUUGGCAACAUUAGCAUCAAUAUGUUAAGGUGAGGUGUUGAAGGUUAUUGGCUGCUCAGUCAAGUUGUCUCUCAUAUAAUCGAUAGUUAUUGAUCAUGGAGAAUGGAUUAAGUGAUUGCUACUCUUCAGAUGGGGAUGUUUUGAAUAUAUGUGGAGACAGUUGAGCCAGAAGCUAAAGAUCUUUGCAUGUGACUGUGUGACGCUGGUUUGUUGAUACACAUGUUAAAAAAGACAGAUGACCUCUAGGUUGAGGUUAAUUUAAAACCUCCCAGAGAGGGAAAGAUAGUUGGGACGAGAAGAGAUCAUGCAACAAAUAAAAAGCACAAAAUCACAAAAGACGCUCCAAAACAGGACAGCAGAUUUAGACCAUGAACUCUAAUAUAAAAAACAACAGGAGUCAACCAUGAGCGAGUGCGGAUAGAGGGAGAUAAAAGAGGAUAUGUGUGCUGAUAUCAACCUUAAAGAAAAACCAGACAGGUAAAAAAGAAAAUUCACAUUUGUGAAUUUAAAAUUUGCAUCUUAAAAAAGGAACCCAAGCAAAAAUCUGUAGGUAUGUGAUUUUCCCUGAUUUCCACACUUAAAACGCAACAACUAGAAAUGUUCAAGUAAUUUUAUAAUUUUAUAACAAAAGUGCUUUAAAUGUAAAGCAGACAGUCCUUUGAGAACCUAAAGUCAGAACAACCAAAGAGUAGCUCGUCAGAGAGUUUGACAAACUACUUCCAGGAGACAACCAGCUAGCUGCUACAAACAGGAACCACUGGGACUGCUGCAUAAUGUACGUUUCCCUACAAGUCGUAGCGUCUGCUCUUGUGUUCCCACGCAGCUGUCGUAAAUGACUGGUAAAAUAGAGUGGCAAGGAAACGACAUGGAGACAGCCCCCUAAGGUGCUCCAACACCUGCUGGAAAACGUGAUUCUUCAGGGCAGCUGCUCUGUUUGAGUUUGUGUUUGUAUGCAACAGGGGAACGUUUCAGUCAAACUCAUGGUCAUACUUUGUGCAGACACUUUGUUUCCAUUUUGUUCUUUAUCAAUUUAUAAUUGAUUCGUGUUUUUGUUGACCGCUGACAUGACAUUUGGACUUAAUCAAAGAAAAAAUAUGCAUCGUGUUACAAGGUCAGUGUCAACAAAAUGUGGCACUCCUAUAAAAACAGUGAUGAGGCACCUCAGAAUAGACAGUGUACUUUGAAAGCCUCAUUAUAGCUUGUAUGUGUCGAUGAAUAUAAUUAGAAUAUCCUUCUAGAUCGCUAAAUUUGAUCUAUUAAAAAGUUGUAAUUAAUUGCUCUUGUUUCCUUUUGGUUUAUUUUAUUUAAUCCUGUUAAUCCUUCAAAGAUGCCUCUCAGAUUUGUUGAAGGGUUGACCCUCAGGUUGGGAACCACCAUGUUAUGUAAUGUAUGUAAUAUGAUUUAAGGCAGGGCUUAGGACUUGAGCUGGACCUGCAGUUUAAACAAAAACAGUCUACUGUAGACACUCCCUCACUCUCGAAUACACACACACAGACACACACACCCAACAGAUGCAUCAAAGUGACCAACACUGUUUCUCAAAGUUUCAUGGUGACAGACUCAGUCUGCCUUCUUGGAUCCUGAUUUUGUCAACAUCCAACUUUUGUUUUGUAUGGUCGAACAGGCAGCAGAGCAGGAAGAGUAUAGUUAGCGACACAAAUGCAGAUGACGUGAGGCGGCUUGUGGAGAGAGCGGGACAGCUGAUGGGGGGAUGGGACCACAGAAAUAGACAUACUGAGAGAUAAAUAGUUCCUGCCCUCCCUGCCCCCCCUUUGCUGUCUACCCCCCUCUCCUCCUCUUGCCAGGUCUCAAAACUCACCGAAAUGUAUCAUGGGAGGGAGAAGGGCACACGGUGUGACAAGUCCAGUUCUACCCAACUUUACCUUUUUGUACACUGAAUGUUCAUGUAUGUGCGCAUGCAUACCUGUGGCGUGAAGGUGUGUGUUCAGGCAUGCAAGAGGAUAUGUAAUCUAACACCGAAGAGUCAUGAGGUGAUAUAUAGGUUACAGUUUCAGAUCAUUUCACAGGUAUCAGGUUGUCCUGUAUUUCUGACCUGAUACCUUCUCUACAUCAGCGUCACUCUUUUUUUGUCUCAGAUAGUUCCUCCUUCAUUGAGAAAUCAAACUAAGCUCCUGUUUCAUCAGUGAAACUUGUGUUAUUUCAUCGUUUUUAACACAGUGAACUCGAUCUCUGCUCUUGUCUUUCAGUGCUGCAGUUGAGGAUUCAGAACCGAAGGCAGAGUGAGAUCAAUGCAGACCCUGGUUAGUCUUUGACAAUCAUUUACAUUGUGAUUGAUUAGCUACACAACAAGGCUAGGCUACAUUUCAUAAAAAUGAUCUUCAGAUCACCUUAUUUCACUCCAGAUGAUUGACUAUUGAUCUGGAAAUGCCUUUGUAGGUUGAUCAUAUUGACCAGAUAAAACUUCCUUUAGAUUUUAUAAUCCGAGUCAUCAUUGUGUCUUACAGUAGUCUUUAAACGCCAAUUAAGCAUGCUGUUAUAUUUCAUUAUCCAAAGAAAAUAUUAGAUAUGAUAAUUGCUCAGAUGUCAUGGAUAAAUGGACGGCACUGGGCGCACAAUUGUGCACAGUAUUAAAAAUGAACAAGUCUGCUAAGAGCCACACACACAGCAGCUAUUAGAGGUGGGGUUUUUUUCAUUAAAACACAGUUUCAUUUUGAAAGGCUGCUCAUAAUUAGGAGAAUUUUUAAAAUUUGGAUAAGAGUAAAUGCAUAAAUAUAAUCACAUGAAAUAUAACAACACAUUUUUGAUAAUUGGCUUUUUCUGAUGAUAAAAGUGUAAGUAGAUAUGUCAUUGACAAAAAUGACAAAGAAGUUGUUCUGACAGUAGAGGGAUUGAUGUGUCAUGGAGGGCCGAGUUAAAGGCUAAAAGGGUCUUCUUGAUGCACUGGAUUUUUAAAGUUGCUCUUUAUUAUAAAAAAGCAGUUAAAAAUAAAAGAUAGAAGCGUUAAAAUGACGGUCCUGGUUUAAAAAAAUAAUCACGUCUUGUUUGUCUUCAUAGGGUUGAAGUCAACUUGUACCGGUCAAAAAACAGAGAAAGACCAGAGUGAAGUAAGUGUCAUCAUCUUUAAAAGAAGCUCAUAACGGUGCAGUUAACUUGGCUGUGAGAAAAACUCGAUAUACUGUAGAUCACAAUGUUCAAUAUGCAGAAGGUCAGUGUUUCCCCAGCAUCUGGUGAGUUAGGACCAACAUAUGUGACUGAUUUUAGAGGUAAAUCCUCUGAACACAGGACCUUACAGUUGUUCUGAUGUAGGUUUAAUGAGGCAGCAUUAGCGCUAAAGUACGCUUAUGUUUGAUCUUCUAAUUAUUGGGUUGAAUUAAAACGGCCAUGGCUGUUGGCUUGACCUGCUGUUUUCUGAUGCAGCGUCUAACUGAUGACGGUGCCGCUCAGAAGUUGCCCCCUAGUGGUCUCAACACUGAAACUACAUCAGGUAAUGCCUUGCCCUUAGACAUACUGCUGUCUUCUUCCUGCUUUACCCCGAAUGCUCCUGGCAAAAUGCAUUGCAACACAUUUCUCUGCCUCUCUCACCUUCUUUAUGCUUGUACUUUAUCUGAUCUGCGCUGCUUUCUGCCUCCUCUUGUGUAGUGGUUGUGCAAGGAAAUGAAGCAUGAAAAUCUGGCAGUGGGCUCGGUGUUUCAUCAGCUGUCAGUUAAACAGAAAUGUGACCUUGUUGUACACUCUAACUGCAUUUUAAGCAGUCUGCAAACAUAUCAGUGAUUGACAGCACAUGAUAAACCUGCCCAUCCGAGGAUCAGAGUCAUCAUUUUCUGCCGUCGCUGACAUCUUUCUCUCUAAUCUGCCGUUCUCUCUUUAUCUCUGCCUUCCCUCUCAACAGCCUCUAACCUUGCUUUUAAUUUGAAAAGAUUACUAGUAUCUGUCUUUUCAAAUUGUCUGAUCCCCCAGACAACCCUUUUCUGCUCUUUAGAAAAUAUGAUGUGAGGUGUGCCUAUGUGUUAAAUAUCCAGGGGAAUAUGUCUCCCAAUGGGCCGUCUGUUUACCAUUUUUUGAUGCUGCCGCUGGUUUGAAUUGGGACUGAUUGCCUGUGGCGUGCACGCUCACAUCACAUAUGUUCGGACUCCUGUUGCUUCUCUCUCUCCAAUUUCCUCCUCUCUCUUUCUGCUGAUCUCCCAUCUGUCUCCUUCUUUCUUACUUAUCUGCACCACCCUCUUCCCCUCCUGCCCACAGAGAAGACUGUGUGUGGCGCCCAGAGGCACAAGAAGGCUCGCCAGGCGCAGGACCUUGCUGACAGGAUCCAACGUUUGCCCGGGCCUGUUCAGCAACCACAGGAAAAACCUACACUGCCUCUGGAGAACCGUGAGUCAACACACAUCCUGGCACACAGAAUUACACACAGUCCUUCUUAUUUCCCACCCUCCAAUCUUCCUCUGCUCCUUCUUUGACCUCACCUUCUUUCUCUCUUCAUUUCCUCAGGCUCGGCCUCUUUCCCCCUACCUGCUGGUGUCUUCGAAGAUGACAUCUCCUGCUCCUCCUCCUCCUCUCCCACUGAGCAACAUGGCCUCCACCAGUCCACAGCCUUUUCUUCACUGCCGGGGCUCUCAGGUGACCAGUUACUGAGUGACUUCUCAGCUGUGGCUCCCCCUCUUAACCACAGUCCUGCUCAAACUCAGGUGAGGCAAUGCAAUCGAAGUUUGAGCCUCCUCUUAUAUCUCACUCUGUGCAUUCUUGAUGUCUUUCCUUCCCUCUUUUCCUCGCAGCAUUUUUUAGUUUAAUGUAUUGUGUCAUCUCUGUCAGACAGGAUGAAAAAUCAGUGAUUCAAGCACAGAUGCAAGAUCUUAUAUAAAAAACACGCAGGUGAAAAUGAUUCAACAACUUCAUCAAAGGGAAGGGAAAAGUCAAAGCUGUAAAACACACAGUUAUUAAAAAAUGUUCCACCAUGACGUGAGGAACAGUUUCACCUGUGGACUGUUUCCAUUUGAAGUAUUUCAUCCCUAGUUUAAUCUUUUGGACCCUAGCAUACACUUAACAUUCUGCUGUUUAAAUAACAAAGAAGGUGAAAAACAUUUAAAUCAAUUUUGCCCAAAUAUAUAGAUGGGAAAUAUUAUGUGUCUGAAUUGGCUCUGAAGAAGUCGCCACUUUCUUGCCACUUUGUCAGCACUUUGUCACCACUGCUUCAGUGUUGACAGUCUCCCUUUUCCAUGUUUUGUUUAUCAAUCAAUCAAUCAAUCAAUCAAUCAAUCAAUCAAUCAAUCAAUCAAUCAAUCUUUAUUUUUAAAGCACUUUUCAUACAUAGAAUGUAGCACAAAGUGCUGUCCAUUCGCACACGAAAUUAAAAAACAAUGAAAUAAAAUAAAUGAAAAUACAAAUACCAAACCCAACCCAUCCUCCCAACCCCAAUUCAACACAUACAGCACUCACACGCUCACAAACAGAUGCAUAUACAAAAGACCGGGUGAGGACUCUUCAACUUGCCACAGAUGACUGAGGAAACGCUAUCUUGAGUUAAAAAAAUGGGGAAACACUUGAUCUAGGAUUAAAAUGAUAAAACAAUGAUAAAAUAUAAUAAAGGUGAUAGAGCAUUAAAAGUUAAUUAAGUAAAACAGUCUUUAAAUCAGACAAUAACCAAAAGUAAAUUAAUAAAGAGGUAAAACACAAAAUAGUUACUCUAGGACUAAAAUAGGGUAAAAUCACGUAACGCAGAUUAAAAGAUUAAAACAAAAUUCAACUAAAAGCCAGACUGUUUAAUACACUUAAAGUUUGAAAUUAGUCACAUCCUGCCCGGAUACACAGAUGAAGUGCCUUUCCCUUUUUUUGGAAGUUGUAUUUUUGGUCCUUUACCUUCAUUUAGAGACAUAACAGUGUAUAUAGUUGGAAAUCAGGGGAGAGUCUGUGUGGGCGCCCCAGAAAGGGCCCUCUUUAAAUGAGUCCUAUCCAAUAAGGUUCAAACUGGCCUUGAUGUGUCCUGAAGAUGCAAAAUAAAAUAACAAUUUUCUUUCAAUAGACAUUUACUGCAAACGUAGUUAUAAGUUGGCAGACCCAUUAAAAGUACAAAAAUAUGUGCAGCUAUUAUGAAUCUUCUCAAAUCCUUGCAUGGAUGCUGGGAUAUUUGUGGGGCAACAUUAAUAAAAUGCCAAAUUUGUACGUGGGGGGUCAAGUUUUAAAUGCCCAUAGUGAAGUGUGUGAACAGUGCAGCUGAAGUCGACUGCCUUGUAGGUGUUGCUCCAUUAAAGCUUUAGUGACAGUACUGUUUUAGAAAAGAGGGUAGAGGUAUUAAUGCCAAUAUGUAAGAGGCUAAUUUUAAAAAAUGACAGAAAAAUACAUAAUCAUGACAUAAAACAGUGUCUUUAAUUAUUUUUAUUUUAAGGUAUAUUUAAAAUUUAUAUUAUGUUUCAUGGAAGGCUUAAAAAACCUCUUAUGGCUUUUCUUUCCUGGAGGAAGGAAGAAAAAAAAGAACAUAAAAAGAGAAACAGAGAAAAGAGAAAAGCCCUCAGGUUCUGUGAUACAGUCAUGUAUCACACGAUGCUAGCAGCAACAAGGAAGCCUGUUAAAUUAAUUCUCACCAGUAACCUCUGAUUAACACAUUAAAGUGAAUAUUAACAGACUGAAGAGUUUAUAAAUAGCCUCCUCUGCCAACUCUGAUAAUCUGAUAUUCUGCUUUCAGUCUGGUUUGGCGUUGCUCCCGGCAACCGAGGGCAUCAGACAGCCGCUGAGUGUAACACUGAGUGAAUCAAACUCCAUGGCAACCACUGGGAGACUGAACGGGAUGUAUGUGACCUCUCAGACCACACCACUGCUGCCAAAGGUAAUGUGGGGUUACUGGAUACUAAUAAAACCCCACUGUGGUCACUUAAGUCUCAUGUUUUGGCUCAUUUAAAUUUUAUGAGGAUCCGUUUUAGUUUUAAUCUUUUCACAGCUUUUCCACAUAAAACUUUGAUCAAGAAUGCAAGCUCAACAACAGAGUAAUAAAACAAUUUAUCCAGACAAAUAAUGCAGAGAUUGUGUAUGCUGAAGUGACUGCUUUGGCGACAGACCCAGCAGGUGUACACCUGAAACGAUAAAAGAGCAUUAACCUAACAGGACGGUCACUCCUCUGUUUUGUCACACACAGCGCACAACUCUGUGCUGUUCUGCAUUCAUUACUGUCAAUUUACACUUCUGGGGGAGCUCAGUACUUGCCCCGUAGGUUAACACAUUCACACACAAGCAGCAUGCUGUAUGUCAGCCAACCAGCACAUGCUGUCAUCUGGAGAUUUGUGAGGCAUUUGUACAAUUUCAUGUUAGAGUCUAACCUUGACACGGGGCAAAUGCUGUCAAACAACGUGAAAUGACUUGAUGCUUUGUACAUGCUUUUCCAUAUGCUUAGAGUUACACACCAGCUCCUCAGUUUGGUUACAGAAUUAUAAAACAUGAGCAAAACAUAUGUUCACAGACAGCUCGGCCUCCCAGCCCCACCACCCCCUCCACUCUGCCCUCCACCCUCAACUUCACCCAUCUCCCUCGCCCACGGAAACCGCGGGACACCAAACCUAAAAUGAGGACACUCACGUAUCACCAGUACAUUCCUCCAGAUCAGAGAGGAGGGUCUGGGACGGGAGGUAAUCUACGUGUAAACGAUAAUCUAAUGCUUAAAUUUUCAGCACUACUCAAAAACUCUUUUUACUCGUUCAGUCCAGGUUAACUCUGUUAUUAUUUUUACAGGGACCAAACAGAAGAGCCCUACUCCGACUUUAGACCCAGCCUAUUCCAAUCUCCUGAAGCAGCAGCAGGUCAUCCUCCAGCUGCAAAUCCUACAGAACCAGCAGCAACAACAACAGCAACACCAACAGCCACAACAGCAAGUCAUGGUUGUGCCCAGGUAUGCAAUCAGAUCGAUUGUAUUGAUAGCACUAGCUCAUUCAAAUGGAGCCUGUUCUCUCUGCGAUGUUCUGGGAGGUUAAUUUGUCUGUCAUUUCUCCAGUGUAGAUCACAAUGAUCUAGUUAAGUCCUCUGGAGCCAUGCCCCUAAAUCCCCAACCUGUUCCUGCUACGACAAACCAAACACCAACGGACACAAACUCUGCUGCCAAACCUGAACCUCUACCUGCAAAUCUUGUCGAUCUAACUGUAAGAAAAGCAUGAAAGCACUCAAAGAGAAAUACUCUUCACAAUUCAUGUUCACAGCUUAAAUAUAACACCUGCUUUCCUCUUUCCUAAGGUGUCAGAGUUGAGACAGCACCUUCGAAAGCGUGGCCUCCCUGUCUCUGGCACUAAACCUACUCUACUGCAACGUCUCCGCCCCUUCCAGCUCCCCCACUCAAGCCCCACCCCUGCUCCUCUUUGCCAGCUGGGUACCAGCCUGGAGCCCCUUACCCCCUACCUCCCACUGCCACCCAGCCAGAGCCCCAGCUCAAGCUCCAGCUCUGGACUAGACUCACCCAACAGGAGUCCAAACCAACAGAUUUACAUCCUGGACAGGGGAAUUCCUAAUGGGAUUCUCAGUGACACUCCAAAUGGAGCUCCUGAUGGAAUUCUGAACACGGUGUCAAACGGUUUCCCAGCGGGUGAAAACAGUAGUCUUACCAACACUGUCUUCUUAGCUCCUGCUAGCACAGCCUCAGGAACCCCAAGUCCCAGUCUACCCAUGUCAUCGUCUUCGACCCUGCAGUGCGGGACUUCAUGGAGAACCGAGAACGAGAAGCAGCAGCAACAGCAGCAGGAGCUGAGUGUGGAGCUGGAGAUGAGGGAGAGGUUAAGGAGCAGGCCCAGGGACCGCUCCACUAACACCAGUAAAGAGGUGAGCAAACAUGGGCAGGUAGCUUUGGUUGACUAGUUGCAGGAGAAAAGCUCAUGUAACAAAGAUUACUACAGUCAUAAUAAUUCUUCUUAUUUUCUUCUUACUCCUCCAGUCCUGUGGAGGAUCUCUUCAUCCUUUCCUGCAACAGGACCCCGGAUGCUCCAGAGGCAAGAAAGAAACAGAUGCACAGGCAGAGGUGCUGUACACACAGGUAAACACACAAGCAACACAGCCAUAUCCCAUAUAAUCCCUUUGCAAGGCUGCGCUACACCACCUUCAAUCUGGUAAACUGUUCAAACAUGUGAGCACAACACCCGCCAACCAAUUUAUCUCUGCCUUCCAAUCAGGUUUUUUGCUGCCAACCCUGCGAUGUGAUUGGCCAGGAUUUUGAGCUGCCAGUGCAGAUUACAGCAAGCCCUGUUCAAACCUCGCCCGGUGUUCGCAGCUUGGAGGAAGAACUUCAAGAGGCCAUCCAGAGAGCACAGGUUAGAGACUGCAGGAUUUAGGAUAAGCUCCCCAAAGUUAAUCCAGGCGCUGCCUUCCUGAACAUGUUGGGACAUGACCUGAUGAUGCUGCUUUUUUGAGAACAAGCAAAAGUUGAAGUGUGUGUUUUAAACUUCCCCCCUCUCCUCUUCAAAGAUGGACCCUCGGCAGUCCAUAGACGACAUCUUGGAUGAGUCGAUUACUUGUAUUGGUUAGUAUGUUCCACAAGUAUAGUAAAACAGUUUGGAUAACUGAUAACAAUACCUGUGUCAAAUCCCUUUCACUACCUCUCCUACAGGCUCUGACGGUGUCUCUGAUCAUAAAUCCCCUGCCCAGACAGUCCCUGGACCCUCUCCUCCUCCUCCUCCUCCUCUUCCUCAGCCUGAUCAGUCACAAGCCUCCCAGCAGCACAAUAAGGAUGACAGCUUUCUGCCCUCACCUCUUUGCUCAUCCCUCCUGCUGGAGCUCCCUCCGUCUCCAGCUGUAAUAAACCCAAACCAGGUGAUCCCAGCUCCUCCUCCACCCCCUAUCUGCACAUCUCCUUUGUCAUCUACUGGGAAGUCUAGAAAGCGACGAGCUCCGACACUGUUUGAUGCUGCUGACUGGCUUGAAACGAUGACGUCUGGUCUUCAUCCUCUUACUCCACCAGCUCCAUUUGUUGAGCCAGACUUCAGUCUGGAUUCAGAUCUAAAUGUCAGUCGAGUGUUGGAUCUAAUGAUAGAGCAGUGGUGAGGACUUGUGUGUGUGUGCAUUUCUGUUUGUUACUCCGUAUGUAAAGUAGAUGAAAAUAUUUUUUUGAUUUUGAAUGGAGCAAAACAUUUGCAUCCAACAGAGGGCACAAGAUUGUGAAUCACUGAAAGGCUGUCAGUCACUAGCUCCACGCAAUGUCGAGAGCUGGAUUUAUUGCUGGCUCUGAUGGGGCAUUGAGAGCGCAAACAAAUGCACACACGUUUGCACACAAACACGCCACUGAGGGCUGUUUCAAAGAACUUUGGCUCAUCUAGAAAUGGCAAAUGGGCAACACAUCUGUGGGCUGACACUCUCCACUGCACAAUGUUUGCCGUAAUGAACAAAAGAAAACCUGGUGGCAAAUUAAUUUAAACAUGCUUCCUGGCUGCGCCGGGAGAAUGUUGUUUCUGACUUAUCUCCAAAAACCGUUGUAGGAUUGGGUUGAGUGUGGCCCCCGGUGUUGACUCAGUCAUUGAGACCCAGCCAUUCAUAAAACCCUUUCGAAGUGUGUAAAAGCCAGGCAGAGCACACAGCUUGUGUGUGGCUCCAGACCUUAACCUCUGUGCCAGACACACAGUCGGCAUGCAGAGAGAGAAAGCUGGCAGAGGCUACAAGCAAGCUGAGUGUGUGUGUGGCCAUGAGGACGUGCAAGCGGGAUGUAUGUGUAAGCUUUUGUGUAAAUAUGUCAAGUAUGUGUGUCUUUUAAAAGUCCGACUGUGUACGACUGUGCACAUGAGGCUGCUUCUGUUUGCAUGUGUCAACAGCCGAAUGCUUUCAUGUAUAUUAAUAAGCGUUAAUGUCAGAUGCACUUGUAUUUAUCUGUUUGCUUGUAAUUAAGUGUUUCUGUACGUGUGUGGUGUGAUUGAUCUAUGAGAGGACACGUGUGUGAGACAGAAAAGAAGACAUGGGUUUCUGUGUCCACAUUUCAGACCAGACAUUUCAUUGUAGUCUCAAUGCCAGCAGGCAGUAACCCCAGUGUGGUUAUCCAGUCUAAUCAUUAGAACAACCACAUUACCUUGUUCAAGUCGCUGUUCUCCAAGAGAGCAAUCAGGCAAC
Molecule: messenger RNA, 12252 nt
Organism: Xyrichtys novacula (pearly razorfish)
Lineage: Eukaryota; Metazoa; Chordata; Actinopteri; Labriformes; Labridae
Source: the annotation of a GenBank genome assembly